CGGAUGGCCACGUUCGGGAUGCAACUGUGCCCCAGACGUUCCUCCCCAUUCUCUGGACCAACCCUGGCAGAGAAUUCUUUUUGCACAUAAGUGUUACAGGGAUGUGGCGGGGAGAAGAAAAAGCAGCUCUUAUUAAAAACAAAAUAAAACAAGCUCUUUCACUGGUGUCUCUGAGCGCUUCUGGGUCACCCUCUGAGGAUGGCUUUUCGAGGAAACACCCACGUUGUUCUGUUCCUGUUUCCGGGACACAGUCCCUCUCUCUCUGGCUGAUAGAAUUUGUGGACAGUUUUUUUGUCUCUCACUGCUCCUGUGUUAUUUUGAAGAGACUAGAAGCCAACGAGAAAGGCUGCCUAGGAGAGGAGUGGGCUGCUGCCAGACAGGCUGCAGAACUUGCAAGAUAUUCCAGGACCUUCCAGGCUGGCUUCUGAGAGAGCAGCAAUUUAAGCCUCUCAUUCUCGGAAGAAAUGGCCUGCUACCAGUUGCCUGGCCAAACACAUCAAAACACAAUGGAAGGGCCUCAGAAGGGCGGGAAAGACACCGUCACCACAGGUGGAGGAGAAGAGAGCUCAACUCCAGGAUCAUCUCCGUUGAGGAUCCUCCUGGUGGGCAAAACAGGCAGCGGGAAGAGCGCCACAGGGAACAGCAUCCUCUGCCAGCCAGCGUUUGAGUCCAGGCUGGCGGCCCAGUCCGUGACCAGGACGUGCCAGAAGGCGACAGGCACCUGGAAUGGGAGGAACAUUCUGGUGGUUGACACGCCCUCCAUCUUUGAGGCCAAGGCCCAGACCCAAGAGACCUACAAGGACAUUGGGGACUGCUACCUGCUCUCGGCCCCAGGGCCCCACGUGCUGCUGCUGGUGACCCAGCUGGGGCGCUUCACUGCCCAGGACACGCUGGCAGUGAGGAGAGUGAAGGAGAUCUUUGGGGCAGGAGCCGUGAGACACAUGGUCGUCCUCUUCACCCACAAGGAGGACUUAGGGGGCGACUCCCUGGACGAGUAUGUAGCGAACACGGACAACCACAGCCUGAGGAGCCUGGUCCAGGAGUGCGGGAGGAGGUACUGCGCCUUCAACAACCGGGCCACCGGGGAGGAGCAGAGGGAGCAGCUGGCCCAGCUGAUGGCCGUGGUCGAGAGGCUGGAGAAGGAGCGCGAGGGCGCCUUCCACAGCAACGACCUCUUCUUUGACGCACAGAUGCUCCAGCGAGACGGGGCCGGGGUGGGUGGAGACCACGGGUGCUACCUGGCCAGGGUGCAGUUGCAGGUGGAGAAGCAGAGGCGAGACCUGACAGAGAGCGAGAGUAACUGGGCGCUCAAGGCGCUCCUCAGAGCCAAGAACUGGAUGAUUUUGCAUUAUGAGUUUUGUGUUUUUCUUGUUUGGUGUAGUUUACUUUUUCUUCUUGUUUUACUGCUCAUCUUGUAUUAUCAUUGAUUCCGUGUGUCACAGCAUUUUCUGAAGAACCGCCUCACGAGACUCAUUGUUCUGCGUGUCCCCAGUUCUGAAAUUGUCACGCUCUGUAGAGGACACGGUUUGUUCUCUGUGCAGCUCCUGCCCCUCCCCCCUUUUGGACCUCUGGUUUGGCUCAGCCUCCUCCUCUCCCGAAGGGAGCCCUGCACCUCAGAAGGAGGUGACAGCAGGCUGCCUCUGUCCAAUCCCAUUCCCUUGCCAGUGACUAGUUCUAGAACAGUCCUGAGACCCAAUUCAGGCCGAUAAGAAGUGAGGAAACGUCUGCAGAGGUGGGGCCAGAAGGUCUCUCCCUUCCCAGGAGAAACGCUCAGAAAGAAACAGUCUCUCUUCUUCCUCUGGGCACGCUUGAGUCUGAAUGUGAUGCUCGAAAUCUAGCAGCCACUUUGCUACCAGCCCGAUGUUGAAGGCGACACUUCAAAGCAGAGCAGAGCGAUGGAACACACCUAAGCCCUGAGUCAACCAGCCCUGAAGCCCACCCUAUCUCUGAAUUUCCAGUCAUGUCAGUCAAUAAAUUCCCUUAUUGUUUACGCUA
Equus caballus (horse) is the source of this 1995-nucleotide messenger RNA. RefSeq names its product GTPase IMAP family member 5. Lineage: Eukaryota; Metazoa; Chordata; Mammalia; Perissodactyla; Equidae. The record is from RefSeq and is a predicted model, not a curated record. Gene Ontology annotation, molecular function: GTP binding. Gene Ontology annotation, cellular component: endoplasmic reticulum.